This is a messenger RNA of Octodon degus (degu), 1855 nucleotides long. RefSeq names its product leucine rich glioma inactivated 1 (gene Lgi1). Lineage: Eukaryota; Metazoa; Chordata; Mammalia; Rodentia; Octodontidae. The transcript has 6 exons. Gene Ontology annotation, molecular function: protein binding. The record is from RefSeq and is a predicted model, not a curated record. The coding region runs from base 155 to 1684 and encodes 509 amino acids.
UGCUCACGAAUCAGCUGCAGGUCCCUGCUGGAAAAGCAGAGAUACAGAGGCAGAGGGAAAGGGUGGAUUUCCAUGUGACCUGCUCUGAGCGCAAGACCGGCACCAACCGAAUUCCAGAAGCUCUGUUCAUGUGUGGGGAUAUUUUUUCAACUAAAUGGAAUCAGAAAGAAGCAAAAGGAUGGGAAAUGCCUGCAUCCCCCUGAAAAGAAUUGCUUACUGCCUGUGUCUCUUAUCUGCGCUUUUGCUGACUGAGGGGAAGAAGCCAGCGAAGCCAAAAUGCCCUGCUGUGUGUACUUGUACCAAAGAUAAUGCUUUAUGUGAGAAUGCCAGAUCCAUUCCACGCACCGUUCCUCCUGAUGUUAUCUCACUAUCCUUUGUGAGAUCUGGUUUUACUGAAAUCUCAGAAGGGAGUUUUUUAUUCACACCAUCGCUGCAGCUCUUAUUCAUAGAAAACAACCACAUCAAGUCCAUCUCAAGACACACUUUCCGGGGACUAAAGUCUUUAAUUCACCUGGACCUAAGAGGGAACUCAUUUAAUUGUGACUGUAAGUUGAAGUGGCUGGUGGAGUGGCUCAGCCACACCAACGCGACCGUUGAGGACAUCUACUGUGAAGGACCCCCAGAGCACCAGAAGCGCAAGAUCAAUAGCCUUUCCUCCAAGGACUUUGACUGUGUCAUCACAGAAUUCGCCAAGUCUCAAGACCUGCCUUAUCAAUCACUGUCCAUAGACACUUUUUCUUACAUGAAUGAUGAGUAUGUUGUCAUUGCUCAACCUUUUACUGGAAAAUGCAUUUUCCUUGAAUGGGACCACGUAGAAAAGACAUUCCGGAAUUAUGACAACAUCACAGGCACAUCCACUGUAGUGUGCAAGCCUAUAGUCAUUGAAACUCAGCUGUACGUUAUUGUGGCCCAGCUGUUUGGUGGCUCCCAUAUCUAUAAGCGAGAUGGUUUUGCAAACAAAUUCAUAAAAAUCCAGGAUAUUGAAAUUCUCAAAAUCCGAAAACCGAACGACAUAGAAACAUUCAAGAUUGAAAACAACUGGUACUUUGUUGUUGCUGAUAGCUCAAAAGCUGGUUUUACGACCAUUUAUAAAUGGAACGGAAAUGGAUUCUACUCCCAUCAAUCAUUACAUGCCUGGUACAGGGACACUGACGUGGAAUAUUUAGAAAUAGCCAGAACACCUUUGACACUUAGAACACCUCAUUUAAUCUUGUCCAGUAGUUCCCAGCGUCCUGUAAUUUAUCAGUGGAACAAAGCAACACAAUUAUUCACUAACCAAACUGAUAUUCCUAACAUGGAAGACGUCUAUGCAGUGAAGCACUUCUCAGUGAAAGGUGAUGUGUACAUUUGUUUGACAAGAUUUAUUGGUGACUCCAAAGUCAUGAAAUGGGGAGGCUCCUCCUUCCAGGACAUUCAGAGGAUGCCGUCGCGAGGAUCUAUGGUGUUCCAGCCACUUCAGAUAAAUAAUUACCAAUACGCAAUUCUUGGAAGUGAUUAUUCCUUCACUCAAGUGUAUAACUGGGAUGCAGAAAAAGCCAAAUUUGUGAAAUUUCAAGAAUUAAAUGUGCAGGCACCAAGAUCAUUCACACAUGUGUCCAUUAACAAGCGUAAUUUUCUUUUUGCUUCCAGUUUUAAGGGAAACACACAGAUUUACAAACAUGUGAUAGUUGACCUAAGCGCAUGAGACACCAAAUCCUGUGGCUGCCAUCAACUCUCUACAGUACAUGACCUGGGUGAAGUCAGUGCAUGGCGACUCUCACCACACGUGCAGAUGAAUGCCUUUCAAACACUGAAACUGCUAGAACCAAGCGCUCCAGCACUCCGUCCCUAGCUGCCCAAUCCAGUGGUAUGGGAA